Messenger RNA from Thrips palmi, 1682 nucleotides. RefSeq lists its product as uncharacterized. NCBI's taxonomy places the organism in Eukaryota, Metazoa, Arthropoda, Insecta, Thysanoptera, Thripidae. Gene Ontology annotation, molecular function: DNA binding; DNA-binding transcription factor activity. Gene Ontology annotation, biological process: regulation of DNA-templated transcription. The transcript has 4 exons. The record is from RefSeq and is a predicted model, not a curated record. Bases 821 to 1324 code for a protein of 167 amino acids.
ACACGCAUGUGACACGGUUGACUUUUGUUGCCGCUGAGCCAAGAAAGUGUGUGAGUUCAUUGAACAUAGUGGUAUGUACGUACAGUAGUAAUACUACGGCAGUACUAGGGGAACAAUACUAUAUUACUACGUCAUUACAGUACUAAACUACUAUUGUAUGUAGUUCUGUUGUACUCGUUUGUACUCAACGCGUGCGCCAGAUUGGCACUUUUCACCAGGGCCUGUCCAGUAGCACCGCAAACAUGCGUGCGGACGUACACGAGUGAUAUUCACAGUGCUACUGGCAAGGGGGGCUGACUCCCAUAAUACUUUGUAAAGCCUAAUACAAGAAUAAUACCUAUAACAUCUAUAAAACUAUAAUCUAUAAUACCAUGAAAAUCAGCUUUUGUGGUGCAGUUUUCUUUUUUAGCUUUAAAAUGACAGAGUUUUGCAAUUGUAGAUGAAGGAAGUUCAGGGUUGUUAAAUGGAGAAGGAGUACCAAAACAGCGCUAAAAUAGUUGACGGGGAGCCCUUAAUAACUCACUUGCACAUUUUAUAAAUUAUUUUUCCAUAUGGAAAACCACGAAAUACGACACAAAUAUCGACAUACAAUAUCCGAAAUAAUACCUACAAUAACUCCAAAGUACCUAUAACAUAAUACUUCGUACGCGGUUCAGGAGUUGGGCACGUGUCGCUCGUAGCGUUAUCUGGCCGCGAGGCCACAAGAAACUGGCACGUCCGCAAGAAAACGGCAACGGGUGUGACUUCGCGUGGAGAGAGAUUUGCAGUGUCGGCGCUCUGCGCGGCAUGCUGUCUGAGGUCAUUUAAGGUCAAUUGGCGUAUGAGGCGCAUUAGCGCGACAUUCCUGGCCCCAACCAGUCUUGCGCUGACUGCCGUGGAGUGCGGCAGUGGUCCCCUUGGCCGUCGCGACACGUGCCGUGGAAUUCGCGUCGCAACGAUGGCGGAUGGAUACGCCAACGACAAUUUCCAAGCCGAACCUGGUUACAACCUGCGAAUUUUGGUGGAACCACAGCCUUUCUACCGAUUGAGGUAUGCAACAGAAAUGAAGAGUUUUCAUGGGGCUCUGAAAGGUUCCGGUGCUCCAUAUCCUAUGGUUAAGCUCGAACAGACUCAUCUGAUGGAAGAGACUGAAACUUUCAUUCGGGUUUCUGUGUUUACUGCCUCGGGUGAACCUCAUGUUCAUCAAAUUGCCCUGAAAGGACCAGGCGCAACUGCUUGGCGGCUCGGAAAGCAUGCAGACAUUAGUGUGUCUUCUCAGAAUAACUUCCAGGCACAAUUUGACCCAAUGCCAUUGUGUGAACCUAUGCUUGCGCUAACAUUAUAACAAGUUCAAUUUCGAAACUAACGAGUGAAAUAAAUUGUAUUUGUCAAGCAGAGCAAGCGUAUGUAUGAGUGCAUUGUUCUCCGAGGAACGCAUAUCUCAACAAAAAUGCUGCUCAUUUGAUGCCAUCGACCAACAAAUAAAUGAUGACUACGAUUGGAUUGCUGUCAAUUUGGACAUACCUAAUACCUAAUAAUGACAUGUUCUCAUGGGUUAACAAUUGCAGAUUUAAGAACUUGGUCAUUAUUCGAAGAUCUCAAUCCGAAUGGAUAAAGGAUGAAGUCACGAGGCAAAAGAAAGAAUGUAUGAACACAUACCCGCCAAUUGCCGAGGAAAAGCUUACAGACUGGGCACGACAGAC